CAUGCAACGACACCUGUUCCUUUUUUUUUUUUUUUUUUUUUUUUUUUUUUUUGUUGGCUUCUAUUCUUCAAUUUUUUCUUCUUCUCCGCCCCAACAAUCGCAUCUCCUUUCCCAUUCAAACUCGCGUCCGGUGACGAUGAAGCGCAAUGGAGAAUCGCGCUCAAAAAUCUUCCCUGCCCGUCCCCGCUCUCCAGCCAGGCCCUGCACACGAGUCGUGGCCCGCAGCCAAUCACGCGUCGCCUAUUCGCGGCUCUCGUCAACUCUUGGCGUAGCUGCGUCAUCCCCGCCAGCUUUUCAUCCCAACCAUCCAUCCAUGCAGAACGAGCGCGCACUCCAGCCCGGGACGACGACCAAAACAAUACGUGCAGUAGAGAAAAGGAGAAAACGAGUCCACGAGACAGCAUAACACCGCCAGCUUCCAUCCACCAUUCUCCCCUCCAUGCCGCCUUGCUAGACACCACUCUCAUGCACAACAUCACCACCACCAUGCUGGCCAACGGCCCGCACCUGACUGCCCACGAGGCUUUGUCUGGCGUCUUCGGCUCCAUAUCGCUUGCCUCGUGGAUCUUCCUGUUGGUCCCCCAGCUCAUUGAGAACUACAAACAAGGCUCUGCCGAAGGCAUCUCCCUCGCCUUCCUCGUUGUCUGGUUCAUCGGCGACAUCACCAACCUGAUCGGUGCCAUCUGGGCCGGCCUGGUCCCUACCGUCAUCGCUCUAGCCAUCUACUUCUGCUUCGCCGAUCUCAUCCUCAUCUCCCAAUGCAUCUACUACAAUGUCAGGAACGCCCGUCGAGCCCGCAAGGCUUCUACUCGCACCGAGGACAGCGCCGACCAGCCUUUGCUGGGUAGACGCGACAGCAGCAACGUCGGCUUGCCGGGGAGCCAUAGGAGAAGGAGCUCUGCCCUCAGCAGGCGCCGACGCGCAAGUUCGUUGCCAAGCUUGAAGGCACAAGAAGACGUGAACAAUGAAUGGAUCAAAAAUUCUUUGAGCAUUGCCGGCGUCGCUGUCGUUGGCGCUGCUGGCUGGGCGAUUGCUUGGAAGACUGGCGUUUGGAUUCCUUCCGUCGAGGAUGACGCGUCCGGUAAAACACCCAUAGGCGCUGAAAUCCUGGGAUACGUGAGCGCCGUCUGCUACCUCGGCGCCCGUAUUCCCCAGAUCAUCAAGAACCAGAGAGAGCGAUCCUGUGAGGGUCUUUCUUUGCUGUUCUUCAUUCUCUCCCUCAUGGGCAACGCUACGUAUGGUGCAGGUAUUCUGUUCCACUCCACAGAGAGGGAAUACUUCUUUACCAACCUACCAUGGCUCAUCGGCUCUCUCGGCACUAUUGUCGAGGACGUGACCAUCUUUAUCCAAUUUCGCACCUUUGGAAACGGGGAGCAGACUUCAGCCGUCGAUGCAUCCUAAUGCAGGCUCACUGCGUAUCCAUCUAUGUUUGUACAUGUCGACCAUUUGAAACGUUUUGCAUCAUCACCCAAAAGUUAUUCCGUCGCUGUCAUUUAACGCAGUGUAUAUUUGUUGGCCAUGUCGGUCUCAGAUAUGCUGAAAGGUGGCAGGAACCGCUAUCCCUUGCUCGGCUUGCCCUCUCAGCCCACCCCCAACAUUCCUCCAGAUUUCUUUACAAAAUGCAAGGUGACCCCGCA
Messenger RNA from Periconia digitata, 1637 nucleotides. NCBI's taxonomy places the organism in Eukaryota, Fungi, Ascomycota, Dothideomycetes, Pleosporales, Periconiaceae. The record is from the annotation of a GenBank genome assembly.